Molecule: messenger RNA, 9099 nt
Organism: Spodoptera litura
Lineage: Eukaryota; Metazoa; Arthropoda; Insecta; Lepidoptera; Noctuidae
Biological process (GO): regulation of transcription by RNA polymerase II
Cellular component (GO): nucleus
Molecular function (GO): protein binding
Source: RefSeq, a predicted model, not a curated record
CGCGGCCGCCGCGCCGCAGCCCCGCGACCACUCCGCCGGUGGCGGCGCGCCGAUGCGCCUGCCGCCCGGCUUCACGCCGACGCCGACGCCCGCGCCGCGACACCUUCCCGCGAUCCGCAACUAAUCCUCAUCAGUGUCACUUUCACUGUUACACCUGAAGCGAGCCCUUCAGCCCGUCUGUAUUGACGACAGUCGUCGGAUGGAACCCGGAGUGCGCCGAUUCGCAUCAAGGUUAGACGAAUAUUUGAAUGUGAGUGUUAGUGCGCCGCCCGCCGACGAUCCAGCGCGCCCUAGCGCACCCCUGUACUUCAGCUGUACGCGCACACUACAGUAACACAUAGCGGCGGGAGCUAGCUCAGACAUGGGAAGUGAGCACUAUUGCCUAAGGUGGAACAAUCAUCAGAGCAACCUGCUGGGAGUAUUCAGCCAGUUGCUGCACGACGAGAGCCUGGUCGACGUCACGCUUGCCUGCUCCGAGGGUGCAUCCAUUAGGGCUCACAAGGUAGUGCUGUCUGCGUGUUCAUCGUACUUCCGAUCUCUGUUUGUUGAUCACCCGUCGCGUCAUCCCAUCGUGAUCCUCAAGGACGUGGGGUUGGAGGAGCUAAGGACCCUCGUCGACUUCAUGUACAAGGGCGAGGUCAACGUCCAGUACUGUCAACUGCCUGCUCUCCUUAAAACUGCUGAGAGCCUUCAGGUGAAAGGACUUGCUGAAAUGACUACCCUAAGCGCAGCCGGCAUUGAAACAAGAAAAGUUCAAGAACCAAUGGAAGAGUGCCAACCACAAGAUACGAGGGAGAGUUCAGAACCACAUGAGAAGGUAGACGGCAGAGAUCACAGGGACAAAGAAGAACGGCGGGAACUGAAAGACUCACGGGAAGUCCGUGAGAGAGAAAACAAAGAAACCCGUGACGUCAGAGAAACUCACGUGAGGGAAAGUCAUUCAAGAGAUUCUCGAGAGUCGAGAGAAUCAAGAGAACACAGAGAUAGAGAACAAAGAGAACCUCGUGAUUUAAGGGAAUCGCGAGAUAUUAGGGAAACAAGAGACCCUCGUGAUUUAAGGGAUCCCCGCGAUUUGCGGGAACAUAGAGAAUCUAGAGACUCUAGAGACAUCUCACGAGACUUGAGGGAGGUUCGGGAUCCAAGGGAUUUACGAGAAUCUCGGGAACCCCGUGAUCAUAGAGAAAUGCCCGAGGCAUCACCUCCGAGAAUAUCGCCGUUAUUGUCAGUACGAAGAUUUAGGUCUGACAUCACGGGCGAGACUCCAACCUUGUCACACCCUCCAAUCCCGAAAGAUGAACCUCCUGAUGAGCCCAUGCGAUCGUCCUCACCAGAAGAUGAUACGGUGUCGAUUAGAUCAAAUGGAGCACAAAAUGAAAAUAUCGGACUAAACAUGACUAUCAACAGUCAUAGCAGUAGCAGUGUGCUGGGUGCCCAUUAUUCUCCAGUGGAGCAGCGAUUAAGUGUCCUGAACACUAUAUCUCAUCCUGGAUUGACACACCCAUCCCACGCAUCACUGUCAAGCCCGAGGAGUGAACCUAUAGCAGGACCCUCAGGACUACCUCCUGUGCAACAAGUACCCUUGUCUUUGAAGAAAGAAAUUGACUGGGAUAGGAGCAAUGAGGACAAAGUGGGUGGUGAAACAUCAUCAGAGUAUCGAAUGCAGCACGAAUCUAUGUGCCUGGACAUGUCUUGCGUGUCCCCGAGCAUACCGAGCCCGAUCCCAGCGCGCAGCCCCACCGCGCUGCCGCUGUGGUCGCCCCUGCUGGCCCUGCAGGCGUGCCGACUGCGGCGCUACCUCAGCGACGACUGCAUGAUGUACCACAACCGUCACCUGCUGCACUCCGAGCGGCGCCGCUGCGGCGUCUGCCUCGCGUCCUUCCCCUCCGCCUGGCUACUCGAGCGACACGCGGCCCUGCAGCACGCCUCCCAAGCGCCCUGCGACGACAAACCCUUCGUCUGCGAGCAGUGCGGCCAGAGCUACAGGUAUCGUUCCGCCUAUGUCAAACAUCGCGAACAAAACCAUCGCGCUAGGCUACCUGCCGACAAACUAUUUACAUGUGACGUCUGCGGCAUGCAGUUCCGCUAUCUUAAAUCAUUUAAGAAGCACCGUCUCAACCACACGCUGGAGAGACUGCACACGAAAAACACUGACGCACCAGAAGGCGCCGAUCAAGUUUCCAGUACUAACGAGGCUCUAAUUGGUCAGUGUGGUGAAAUGGAUCUCUCCAUGAAGAAAAAGAAUAGAAGUGAUGCUACUAAGUCACCUGCUGAGGAUGUAGUCCGGGAUGCUGAACAGGACAGCACUGUCGACUCAAAUGGCCCCACAGAUUCUGUGGUGACCGUAGAUGAUUCAACAGAAUGCCGUACGUCUGGUGCUGAAAGCGAAACCAAACGGGAUGAAGACACUGCAUCUGAGGAAAAAAGGCGAAUUCCUGUGUCUUUCGCCAGCAUUAGCUCGAUGGCAGAUAGUUCAGAGAACGAGUCGCGAGCGGACAGUAGCAAACAUGAGAGCUCGAGCUCACACUCAGGGAUCCUGAGUUUCAUGCAAACUGAUGACCGACAGAGGGAUAGGGAGAGGAGGUUCGCUUGCCCAUUCUGUGGGAAAUGCGUAAGGUCUAAAGAGAACCUGAAGCUGCACGUGAGGAAGCACACAGGCGAGCGUCCGUUCGUGUGCCUGUUCUGCGGGCGUGCGUUCGGCGGUAAGAGCGACCUGACGCGGCACCUGCGCAUCCACACGGGCGAGCGACCCUACCACUGCGAGGCGUGUGGCAAGUGCUUCGCGCGCGCCGACUACCUCUCCAAGCACCUCACCACACACGUUCACAAUACACGCUGAUCUACGAACGCGCCGUCCUUUUCUCGAUCUUCGCAUACCUCUGGCACAAUAUAACUUAACUCCAUACGGUUUGCCAUCAACUAUGCAGAUUGAUCGUGCCGGGUUUGCGGGAUGAAAUGGUCGGGGCUGAUGUCUCAUCCUGACUGCUCGGGUCACAUAUAGGCUGGCGCGUUCUGGUUUCGUACGAAGUUGCGACUAUUUGAUAUUGAGAAUUAUUUUAAUUUAUUAUUAUUGGUGUCGUGCGCUGCCCCUGUGCAUAUUCCAGGGGCCCGUCACUAGCCGCGCGAUGGACUGCUGUAUGGAGUCGGUAGUUACAUUGUGCCCCUAUAGUUAAUGACCGAGUCAUAUUAUAACAGUAAAUGGGAAUAUUUUUUAAAAACGUUUUUAAACUUUACAACAUUAUUGAUAAGCAGGUUUAAUUAGAAUUUUACAGGACUAUUUUUCGUUUUGGAGUGGUUUAUGUAUAUUUACGACAUAAUUUUCAAAAUAACUCUGAAAAUAAAUAGUGAAUGGUAACUAUUUGCGUUUACCGCGAAGCAAUAAUAAUUAUAACGGCUUAUUAGUUUAUGCUGCAAAUAUAUUUUGUGUUAAACACAUGGCUUGGACAAACUGCUUGCUACUUUGAUUGGUCAGUUCAGGGCAAUAUUAGUUGUUUAUAAGUUCGUGCACAUUUGAAUCCAUUAACGUAAGAGAUUUGCAUUAUAAAUGCAUCCGUUUGCUUGUCUCUCAUCAAGUCGUCAUAUGGUUAGCAGUCGUUUUGUGUAACUUAGUUAUGCGAUGCAGCGCAUUUGUUUUAAGAUGAGGGACUAGGCAGUACCCGCUUGCAUGAAUACGAGCAUUUGACUACACACCUCUAUGUUUGUCAAGCUACCGACAGUGUCAGUCCAACCAACAGUGAAUAAGUUGUCACUCGGAACAAGGGCAUGCAACAACUUGACACAUCAUCUUGCGUUUGAAUAGGCUUAAACAUAGUUUCUUUUGCCAUAUUUUUGUAUGCCUAUGUAUAAUAAGAUUUUAAAUAACUCAUUCCAUUAAAGAGGAACUAGAAAAUUGGUAGUCGUGACGAUAGGUUAUUAGGAGAAUGCAAAAACUGUGAUUCGUACGAUUAAGACCAGUCAAACAAGUUUUAGAACAUCGAAAAAUGUUUUAUGUAAUUUAAAAUAACAUUAUCUAACAAUUAAUAUACCUACGUAUUAAAUAACUAUAGUUUUAAGAAAUCUCUCUGUGCCAAAAUAUGUACCUCAUAAAAGUAAACACUGAAGUAGAUAAAUUAAUUGUCAAUAAUUGUUUGUACACAUUUUGUUUUAGAUUUGAUGUUACAGUACAGAAUACCACUGCGAUAUUCAAUUACAUGAUAUAUAGUAAUAAGGUUCAAUUUGCAUUGGUACAGAAUGAAAUGGAAAGGCGCACGUAUGACAAUUGUGCAAGGCAUAUUGAGUUUUAUGACAGUUGUUGUAGUGGUUUAACACAAUAUUCCACCAAUAGUGCGCGAUAUUAGCAAGAGCUCUCUUAAAUAUCUUUGGCUCAAACCUCUUUAAUACUUUAUUGUAAUGACAUAUAGCUCAUUAUCCCAUGUACAGUUUGGUUGCAAUACAAUGUUCGUUUCGUCUCGCUGCAAUGUAAAUUGAACCUAAUAGACAAACUGAUUGCUCAGUCUGCUGCAGAAUUCUAUAAGCCUAAAGGUUAGAUUAUAAUGUCUAUGGAUUUUAUUCAGUUGGAAAUAUUCGCCCGCAGUAAAGAAAUGCGUCCUUACUUAAAGAAAGAAUUACAAUAUAUUUAUAUCGAUAUUUUAUGACUUCUAAGAGUUGAUUAUUCACAGGAAUAUUUAUACAAGAAAAUUAUUUUUUCUGUAAAGUAAUUUUAUCAAUUUUAACUUGUCCGUCUUUUAGUCUCUUUUAUAUAAGACAUCCACAACUUUUACCCAUAAAGGGUUUCAUCCUUCAUAUAUUAAAAUAAUAGUUAAUGAUAGUUUUAAUAUUUUAAUACAUUAUGAGUGUUAUAAAUAUGCAAAAAGGGGUGUAGUUUGUCAUAUCAAAUAAUCGAAUAUGAUAUAUCGAUAUAAUUGACAAGCGACCUUUGGAACGCUCCAUUAAAUAAACAUUCGAUAUUUUAAACAAUCGAUUCAUUUACUGUUGGACUUUUAGUGUUCGGUCAAUCGAUAUUUGAUUAUUUGAUAUUUGAUUUGACAUAGUAAACUCCGUAACAAUACUAUAUAUUUCCUUUUAAAGUUUUACAAGAACAUUUUGAUAGUUGCUCUGUUUUUGAAGCAAUUCAAAUUCAAAACAACAAUCAGAAAUAUUUUAAACAUUUUCAAUAUAAAUAAAACCUCAUAUUUUAAUUAAUGUACAACUAAGAGCUUUAUUCUUUAAAAAUAGUUAAAUCAUUCAUUCAUAUGAAUCGGUCUGGAAAUGAGCCUAUAAUGAUACUGUCAAUUAAGUCUAGGAUAAGUCAAAUGCUGUUUAUACACAGGUGUCAGAAGGUCAACCUUCACCAAUUUAUGAAAUUCCUUUCCGACUUUAUAGUUUUGCAAUAAAGUCGAAAGUCUAUUGGAGAAAUUUGAUAAAUUAGAGUCAGUUGACUUGCUGCCUUCUGUACCAUAUAGUCACAAUAUUUUUAUUGAGUAACUCUGCGGGCGAAUGUUCUCAACUUAUUUUAACAGUUGAAAUGUAUUGUGUCCAUAGAUUGCCUAUAUAUACCACUGUUAUAUAAGAAGUCAAUGCAACGAAAUAAUCAGGUACAGGAUUAAUGUUAAACGAAACAUUUUAAUAUAGAAUAAUUGAUUUAGUUAGUACUUUUAACAUAAGCCGGUUUUAAAUGUGAAUUUUAAAGAUUUUUUUAUAGUUUUAUUUGUUCAUUGUUAUACAUGAUACAGUUAAAUAACGUAUUAAAAUAUAAUAGUGACUUUGCCAGAGGGAUAUAAUAAAUAAGAUAGGUAGUCGAAAACUUUUAGUAUAAACGAGAAGCAAUACUCUGAAUUUUUAUUUUUACUACAGAAUACUCUAAUUGCUAGAGGAGCGAAUACGGAGACUCGACUAACCCAUUUUAUUGACAUAGCUCGAUUUUUAUAAUACAUGGCUGGUUAGCCACAAGUGUAUGAACAUUGCCAUCCAUAGAGUUUCCCAGCCAGUUUUCGUAUUCACUCUCGACAAGUUUAUACAAUUCUAUAAAAUAUAACAAUGUAAUGCAUUCACAUUGUGUAUAAUGUAGAUAUUUUGCCAUUACUUCAAAUUUAAAAUAUAAAAUAUUAUUCAAAAUUGAUGUUGACUGUUUUUAUAAGUAUAUCAGCGGUAGUUACUUGAUGUUGUGGUGUAAUUUAGUGUCUUAUAGGUUUAAGGUCAUAAACCACUCAAAGUAUUUAAUGUUAGUAUUGUGUCUAUGUCCGCUGUGUGUCAAUGGCCAGUUUAAAUUUAAAUAAAGUUGUUCCAUGUUCCAUGAUGUCGCACUUACUUUGAGUGGUUCAUUAUUUUGAAUUCUCGUAGUGUUAAAUUGGUGUGGUAUUCUUUAUAUCUGUUCUUGUAACAUACAUUUUAACUCUAAUAUAUAUUAGAUAAUUUAAUUUUAAAUCAGAUUCUAAAAAUAUAGUGAGCACAGCAAACGUUAUGUAAAUAUGCAUGUGCUAACCAGGUCAAAUGUGAUAAAUUAGAAUUUAAGUGAUUUUUCGUUUCUUUAAGAACUGUAAAGAAUUUCAAACGAGAACAUUUUACCAUUAUGAGUUGAAGGUGUACCAUGUCUUCAGUUCUGGUAUAAGAAGUGGGCAUAUAAUAUUUUUGAACAUUUUCAUUAUACCUAUUUUAUCGUCGACUGUGAGGUUAACGGGCAUUAUUUAUUGUACUACUUUUUAAUAGUCUUCAUCUUAGGAGAACUUCCAUGAAGGGAGAAUAGAGAAGUAAGAUUGCGCCAGUGUGGAAUAAUGUAAGAACGUGCAGUGUUACAGUGUUACAGUGACGCACAAUUUUGACACUUUUUAAAACGUUUUAUAUAUUAUCUCCGUCCACUAAAUAUUGUGUGUCUUGGUUCAUUAUUUUCACCGACUGAUGGCAUUGUAGUGUCAAAUUUCUAAUUGUUCCAUUAUAUAUUUAUUAUUUGACCAUAUUGUUGCAAUAGAUACUAUAGGAUAAUGGUUAUAAAAUACUGAUACAACGACUAUUUAUUACAAGUCUUUACAUGUUUACGUACUGCAAUAGGAGAAUUUAAAUAACAUAGUAACGUUAUUGUGUAGCUCAAGUUAUCUGGUGGGUUUAGUUAUUUAUGAAGCAAGCGGUCACGUCUCUCUGUCUGUACCGAGCUUUAUUUGUGAGGCAGUUACAAGGAAGCGUAGUACGACUGUACGAGCCACCCCGAGGCUGCGUCGUUCGCGACACUUGUCACCACACGCAAUAAUGACAACUUGUAGGACCGAGUAGCUGGGAACGUUGUGCGGGAAUGCGACGAAUGUGAUAUUAUUUUACGAGGAAGCAACGAACGAGCGGACGGUACAACAACCGCCUCUCUAGAACAGCCAACGACGCGACGAUCGAAUGUAGAUAGACUGAUUUUCGGGUAGAAGUAAAGUAGGCCAGAAGUUUCACAGUCAAUAAGUAUCUAAUAUUAAUAAAUAGGUGUUGAUUUAAAAAUGUUUAACAAGCCAAAACACAGUCUCAAUAGCUUACGACAUAAAACAAUAAGAGAGUUUAUUUAAUUUUUAAACAUAAUUAUACAGAAUCUUUUAUAUACCAAUCUUAAAUUAUUUUUCAGAUGUAUUGAUUUUUAUACAUCUCCAUAUACAACAAUGAAUAGAGGUAAGUGUAGACAUAUGUAGAUGGGUCUAUUAAACGCGUGGUGCUACAAUGUGUAAUGAUAUGUGAUAGAAACUGUUCUUCAGAGACAUUUUAUUUAUUGAAGCUUCCAUAGGUAAUAAAUAUAGACACAUUACACUAUGAUAUACCCACAUCAGCAAUAAUUUGGUUUAGGUAAUUACCUACAUAAGGAUUUAUUUUAUCCAGUAUUUUAAAGGUGUCAUGUGGUUGGUCGAAUGUGUCUCUUAGAAACCAAAGUAUCCAUAAUGUUAGGAAUUGUGUUCGUAAGACUUCGAUGGUGUAACCAUUCCACAAUUUUAAUAUUUGUAUCUUUCACUUUUUAAUUUAUUUCUAUGAGAUUUAAGUCGACCAAAUGCCAUCGACGUGGCGGUGCAAGUUUUAAACAAUUGUAGGUUUUUUAAUUAAUUAUUUCUUAUAAAUACGUCCAAGUCUUAUUACCUUUCAUAAUAAGGCGAGAUCGUUAAUGUAUUUAAACGUAAUGCAGAGAAUGCUAGUUAGUAAAUUUUCAUUAGGUUUUGGCUGGUCAGAAGUAUUGGCUCUCAAACGAUACUGGAAUAUUAUGAGUAAAUUGUUUUAUGGCCUUAUUAAAAUAAAUUGUAUGUAUAUAAUAACAUAACUUUCUUACGUGUUAAGUAAGAAGAGCCGGACAAAGAAAGCGUUUAAUGGUUUCUUUUUGAGAUAUUACUUCCAGAUGUUGUAGCGUGUUCCACUGGCGGGCACUAGAUGUGAAUAUAUUCUAUAAGUCAAUAUUCUAUGUAUUCCUUCGACGAACGGUUUUUGUUGACAGAUUAAUUUAUGUCUUGGGUCAGUUUAUUCAAAACCUAGUUGAUAGUACAUACAUACUGUUACAUAAUAUAUUUUUUUUACUUGUAUACUUGAGAUAAUUAUUAUUGUUAUACAGAUCGUUUUAUAUUUUUAUCGUGAUUAACUAUUACUUGUUUUCAAGAUUUUUAUUUUGCAAUAUGACUAUUCGUCUAUAAAAUAGUCCAUUUAAUUUAUAAUAUCUUGUCCAUUGUCCAAACUAACUUAGGCAUAGUUCCAUAUUUUGGAUGUGUAUUAUACCACAGUCUAAAUUUAAAUGCUAUUGUGUAUAUUAUUUCAUUUUAAUAUCGAUGUGCAAAAUUAUAUAGUAAAUGUCUUGGAUCUCUAAAAAUAAGUAAAAAAAAGACAAAAACACUUUACGAAAUUUCUAAAUGUGCAAUAAAUAUGUGUGUUGUAGUGUUACCAUUAGGCGUAAAAUUUUUAGCGGUGCAAGUGUGGCUUCUGGUGAUGUGUUGGGCGACUAGUCGCGUCGUGUCGUGUCGCGUCGCCCGCUUUAUGUUGUUAAAUAUUGCAAUGAUCUCAUUCAUGUUAACAGAAGCUGCACUUGUAACGCAUAUUAAAUGAAUAUUUGGCACUUAUAAAAAAGGCACAUUUCCCUAUCAUAUUGAAAAUGGUUUGAAAACGUGUUGAAAAUGGAUUUGUUGG